UUCAGGGAGCUGAACCUGGUGAAGGACCAGCAGCACAGUCUCCUCACGCUGCUCCGUGUUUUCCAUCCAGCGUUACAGAAGCUCACGGCAGAGACGCUCGCUGUCUGUAAACCUUUGUUCAUCUUUGACGGCCUGGAUGAAAGCAGACCUUCUCUGGACUUCAACCACAGGGAGCUUGUGUCUGAGGUCACACAGAGGUCAUCAGUCAACGUGCUGCUGACAAACCUCAUCCGGGGGAAUCUGCUUCCCUCGGCUCUCGUCUGGAUAACCUCCAGACCUGCGGCGGCCAAUCAGAUCCCUCCUGCAUGUGUUGACAGGGUCACAGAAGUACGAGGAUUCACUGAGGCCCAGAAGGAGGAGUACUUCAGGAGAAGAUUCAGUGAUGAAGAGCUGUGCAGCAGAAUCAUCUCACACAUCAAGACGUCCAGGAGCCUCCACAUCAUGUGUCAAAUCCCAGUCUUCUGCUGGAUCAGUGCUACAGUUCUGGAGCACAUGUUGACCACAGACCAGAGAGGAGAGCUGCCCAAGACCCUGACUGACCUGUACUCACACUUCCUGCUGGUUCAGACAAAGAGGAAGAACAACAAGUACGGUAAUAAGAGGGCUGACAGGGACGUUCUCCUGAAGCUGGGGAGGCUGGCACUUAAACAUCUGGAGGCAGGAAACAUCAUGUUCUACCAAGAAGACCUGAAGCAGUGUGGUCUUAAUGUCACAGAGGCCUCGGUGUACUCAGGAGUUUGUACUGAGAUCUUCAGAAGAGAGUGUGUGAUCUUCCAGAAAUCAGUCUACUGCUUUGUUCAUCUGAGCGUUCAGGAGUUCCUGGCUGCAGUCUUCAUGUUCCACUGUUACACCGAGAGGAACGCAAGAGAACUCAAGAACUUCUUUGGAACAUAUAGGGACACAGACAGUACCUUCUCCCUGGAUGAUAUCCUGAAGAGAACCAUGGAGAAAUCCCUCACCAGUACAAAUGGUCAUCUGGACCUGUUUGUUCGCUUCCUUCACGGCCUCAGUCUGGAGUCCAACCAGAGAGUCUUAGGAGGCCUGCUGGGUCGGACAGAGAACAAUCCAGAGAUCAUCCAGAGAGUCAUCUACAACCUGAAGGAGAUGAAGAGUGAUAAGAUUUCUCCUGACAGAAGCAUCAACAUCUUCCACUGUCUGACUGAGAUGAACGACCACUCAGUUCAUCAGCAGAUGAAACAGUUCCUGACGUCAGAGAACAGAUCAAAGGAGGAACUCUCUGAGAUCCACUGCUCAGCUCUGGCCUACAUGCUGCAGAUGUCAGAGGAGGUUCUGGAUGAGUUGGACAUGGUGACGUUCAACACAUCAGUCCAGGGUCGAUGGAGACUGAUCCCAGCUGUGAGGAACUGCAGGAAGGCUCGAGACUCACUGUGAAGUCGUGGCCUCAGCUCUGAAGUCAGACCCCUCACAUCUGAGAGAACUGGAACUGAGUUUCAACAACCUGUAUGAUUCAGGAGUGAAGCUGCUGUGUUCUGGACUGGAGAGUCCAAACUGUCGACUGGAGACUCUGAGGUCCUUAAAUCCUUCUUCACUUUUCAGACUUUCUUUCUUAUUGGGUCAUUAUUUAUUUAAAUUGUCUCAGUUCUGCUCUGCUCACUGUCCCUCAGUCAUCUGUCCCUCACCCAGCCUGUCAGUCACGUCCACCUCAUCAACUCCAUUCACCUGCACUCACCUGCUCCUGAUCACUGAGAAAGUGUCAGUAAAUAACAUGUGGACUGAGGCCGAGCACUCGUCCUCCUCAGGUUUUCAAAAUAAGACACAUUCUUAUUGAAACACCUUGGACAGUUGAUAGAAACAAACAGGAAGUGACAUCAGGAGCCGUCCCUACUUUAAACAGUGUUUAAUUACACAAACCUGCUCAGUGACCAACACACAGAGAAGAAGCUGACGAAUGAAACAAUGGUCCAACAUGUCUGAUCUGAUAUUUAUCUUCAGGUCACAGACUGGACUGAGGUCAGCAGCAUGUUGAGAGUCUGUGUUGACAUGAUGACGAUCCACAACAACAGGAGGACACAU
Messenger RNA from Limanda limanda (common dab), 2034 nucleotides. Its product is annotated as NLR family CARD domain-containing protein 3-like. The record is from RefSeq and is a predicted model, not a curated record. The transcript is spliced from 2 exons. Lineage: Eukaryota; Metazoa; Chordata; Actinopteri; Pleuronectiformes; Pleuronectidae. Bases 442 to 1392 code for a protein of 316 amino acids.